Aureobasidium subglaciale EXF-2481 is the source of this 1430-nucleotide messenger RNA. RefSeq lists its product as uncharacterized. NCBI's taxonomy places the organism in Eukaryota, Fungi, Ascomycota, Dothideomycetes, Dothideales, Saccotheciaceae. The coding region runs from base 66 to 1136 and encodes 356 amino acids. The transcript has a single exon. The record is from RefSeq and is a predicted model, not a curated record.
GUCUGGUCUCCUCCGCGUCUUCUGAGUCGAGUCUUUCGAGCGACUCAUCCACAGUCACUUCUGCAAUGCCCACCUCCGAGGUUUCUAGCUCUAGCACGAUCUCUUCGGCGACCACCGAUGGCGCAAGCACAGCUGUAUCGACUACUGGGGCAUCUUCCGCGGACUCUUCUACUACAAUCUCGACAAGUGCUGACGUGAGCACUCCGGCAUCGACAACCGACUCGAUCUCGAUUACUUCCGAUGCAUCGAGUGCUCAAAUUGUUAGCGAGACCCCGGUGACCAGCGACAUGACCACCGUUGCUGCUCCCACCUCUAUAAAAUCCGCACAGACCACCGAAGACUCGACUACUGCAACUUCAGCAAGUGUAGAAACCACUCCUCCUAGCGCUCUUGCCCGUCGUUCGACCAUCAUGCGCCGUCAAGACAAUUCUACGUCUUCGGAUGAAGACACGGUGAUUGCCAAUGACGAUGAGGACACAUUCGCCAGCACCGACAGUGUCACGAAUGGCAAUCUCGAAGUCGACGAUGAGUCCAGCAACGCAGAUGGCGCCGAAUUCCAGGACGGCGCCGACGCCGCGCUGGGUCUGUCGGCAGACGAGCAAGACGAGGACGGCAUCAGCUUCACUACUCUCAUCGACGUACAGCAGACUUUCCAAAUCAUUCCCGGAGAUGACGGAAACCUGUAUGCUGGAGCGUAUACUGCAGGAUCCACCAGCGACACUGGACUCUUUGCACAAUAUGAUGGUGUCAUUUUUGGUGAUGACGGUCAGCGCGUACUCCAUUUCUACCCUGACGAGAUGGCUGUCUACAAUGUCAGUCGUAUUAGACUUAGCUCUGAUGCCAUCAUCCCCAAGAGUGCCGAUGCCAUUACUCUUUCGCCAAUCGACUAUGAUGAUGCCGACAGCACCAACCCUUUGGCUUACUUUGCCGUCACCACCAAGCAACAGGUGUAUAGCCUGGUCUUAUGCAGCUUUAGUAACGGUGCUGAUAGCAAAGUCUUCGUCGUCAAUGAUCAAUCGGGCUUGGACGCACUGACGGGCAAUGGCAAUAUCGUCUACACUGUCACUGGAGCUCCCGUUCAAGUCUGUUCUCCUCUGGCUAUGAUCUCUGGCGGUAACGGCACUGUGUCGGCCUGAAAUCACUGCCCCACUUUUCGUACUCUUCUCACUCCUGUUUUCUUCUCUGCAUAUCAUCUGUAAUGCACUUUUCUUAGUGUCAUCUUCUAAUCUCAUUCUAUUUCACUUUUCACUUACCAUACAUUUUUUGUUUUAGGAUACAUAUCUUUUCUUUCCUUCUUCUGAUCUUCUUCCAUUGAACUCAUGUCUUGUUCUUCAUAUUCCUUGAUUUUCCCCUUCUAUAAUAUUUUCGCUGGGUUCGUCCCACUUUUAUCCUAUCAUCGAGCUUAAUGAUAUCGCAACAUCUCCAGCUCA